Molecule: messenger RNA, 1239 nt
Organism: Rotaria sp. Silwood2
Lineage: Eukaryota; Metazoa; Rotifera; Eurotatoria; Philodinida; Philodinidae
Source: the annotation of a GenBank genome assembly
AUGAUUUUUCAACUGUUGGAUAAAGGUGCACUUGAUUGGUUUCAAGAUAAUAAAGCGAAAUUUAAUAAUUUAUGGUCUGAGUUUGUCAUCCACUUCAAAAAAACAUUUGAUUCUCCAAAUUAUGCUCGUAUAGCAAUGCAAAAGCUCAAUUCUUAUGCUCAAUCACUACAACAAGAUAUUCGAAGUUUUUGCAGUGAGAUGCGAAAAUUAUUUCAAGAAGCUGAUCCACAAAUGAGUUCAACGAUCAAAUUAGAAUUAUUGUUGGCCAAAGUAAAUCCUAGUUAUCGUCUUGAUCUAUUGAAACAAAAGCCGAAGGAUCCUGAAGAAUUCGAGAUAAUGGCUAAAGAUCUUGAAAAUACCUAUCUAGCAUUGGAUGCCAUGGAACAGAAUACACAAUCGAUCAUUCUUUUCCUUCUGAAGCUUCUCCUUUUUCGUUUGACACUCCUCCUUACUCAUCGUCGAAUCACCAUCAAUUCACACCAAAACGUCUUGAGUACUAUUCCACAUUUACCAUCUGCUUUCCGACCUCAUCGUAAUCCACAUAACCGACAAGAAACACAACGUCUUAUUGAUGAAUUUCUCGAAGCUGGUAUCAUUCAGGAGUCCCAUUCUCCAUAUGCAGCUCCUGGCUUCAUUGUUCCUCGCAAAGAUAAUCGUCCUGAUCGACUCGUUGUCGAUUAUAGAGCUCUAAAUAAAAUUACCAUUCCUGAUGCCAGUCCACUUCCACACGCUGACGAUUUACUGCAAGAGCUUGGGAAGGGCUACAAGUAUUUCAGCAAACUUGAUCUAAAAUCGGGAUAUCACCAAUUUCGUAUACCUCCAACCGAUCGUCCAAAGACGGCAUUUGUCGUCUCUCAAGGUCACUAUGAAUUCCUAGUACUCUCAAUGGGACCGCAAAACGCUCCUGCCGGAUUUAAAAAAACUAUGUACAAGGUUAUGAAACCAUGUCGCGAUUUUUGUCACGUCUUUCUCGAUGAUAUCAUUCUUUGUUCAAAAACAUUCGAUGAACAUAUAAAUCAUCUGCGGUUGGCUUUUGACACUCUUGCGAAGGAAAAGCUCGUCCUCAAUGCAUCUAAAUGUGAACUAGCUUUUGAAAACCUUAUUGUACUCGGUUAUAUAGUCUCUGAAACGUCUAUUACGCCAACAAAUCAGGCGAUACAAGCGAUUCUGGAUCUGCAGGAACCACGUACACUUAAACAAGCAAACAAAUUCCUUGGCGGUCUUGCGUACUAUCGUUGA